Linum tenue is the source of this 3204-nucleotide messenger RNA. NCBI's taxonomy places the organism in Eukaryota, Viridiplantae, Streptophyta, Magnoliopsida, Malpighiales, Linaceae. The record is from the annotation of a GenBank genome assembly.
CAAAUUUGAAAUGCACAAAGUCGCGCGAUAAUUGGCCUCCUGUUUGGAUUCUCCUACCCGUUCCUCCAUUUCCUUACAAGCUGAUCCAGAUUCGGGGAGUAGAGGGAAAUGGACUCGAUCACUUCACCUCCACCAUGUCCAAACACUGUCAGCGUACGCCGGAAUCCUCCGCGGCGGGGCAGGCCGACGCCGAUGAAAGCUCCAAUUCCUUCUCAACUGGAAGAACUCCUGCCGACCACGAUAUCGGAUCCGCCACUUCCCACCGUCGCUGAUCAAGCUCCGCCGUCCGAGAGUCUGAAGGUCUUCCUCAGAAUCAAGCCGAUAGUGCGCACCAUCACUGCGGCCGCGUGCAAGCAACUAGGAGAGGCCACUAGGUCGAGGGCUAAGAAUGCCUGGCCCCAAAACCCUACCGCCAAGAAAAAUUCCACAAAGGAGAAGCAGCCGGCGAAGAAGAUCGGGAGUGAAAUUUGUAUCUCGGUGACUGACUCCCACUCGGUGACGAUAUCCCCGCCGCCGUUGCUGGUCGAUUCGAAGAAGAUCAAAUCUGAGGUUUAUGAAGGGUUUUCUCAUGUCUUCGCUCCAGAUUCCUUGCAGAAUGAGGUUUACGAGAAGAUGGUGAAGCCUAUAGUGGAUGAUUUUCUCGAAGGCAGAAGCGGAAUGCUGGCCGCUUUAGGGCCUAGCGGUUCAGGCAAGACUCAUACUGUGUUUGGGACUCCAAGAGAGCGUGGAAUGGUUCCACUUGCACUUCAGCACAUCUUUAAGCAAUCUAAGGGCCGGGAUUGUAAGUUUUCAAGGUCAUUCUAUCUAUCAAUAUUUGAAAUAUAUUCUGAAAGAGGUAAAGGCGAAAAAAUAUGCGAUCUUAUUCCAGAAAGAGUAGAUUCCGGGUUGCAGUCAUCUAGUAAAAGAGUUCAAGAGGUUAUGGUUUCUAAUGCGCCAGAGGCUGAAUCCUUGAUUGCUUGUGCAAUGUUGAAGCGUGCAACAAGCAUGACCAACACAAACAGUCAGUCCAGCCGAUCUCAAUGCAUCAUUAACCUACACAUGAAACGUGGUGAAGGGAGCAAUCAGCCAGAUGAUGCUGUGCUAACUGUUGUUGACCUUGCUGGAGCUGAGAGGGAAAAGAGAACAGGGAAUCAGGGGGCGAAAUUGUUGGAGAGCAAUUUCAUCAACAACACUUCUAUGGUCUUUGGAUUAUGCCUCAGAGCAUUACUGGAGCACCAGAAGAAUCCCAAGAAACCAUUACAGAAGCAUUUCCAGAACUCUUUGUUAACCAAGUAUCUAAGAGAGUAUCUUGAAGGCAAGAAGCGGAUGAGUUUGAUAUUGACAGUGAAGCCAGGGGAGGACGACUAUUUGGACACAGCCUGCUUACUCAGACAGGCUUCUCCUUACAUGAAAAUAAAAUUCAACAAUAUUGAGGAUCCAAGUAGUUCUAUUUGCAACAAAAGGUCCAUUCAGAGUUUUUCCAGGAUUGGACAACAGAAAAGAAUGAAGCCUAGUGCCAUCGAUGCUCAGACCGAAGAGCCAAAAACCAUUGCAGAUGGGAAUCUACUUUUGCAGGAAGUUCAGACUAAUGAGGCAUCGACUAUGGACAAACCAGACUCCAUCCGAUCUAGUUCUGUAAAGCUGAGCUCCAAUGAGUCAUUAACAAGGGAGAGAAGCCACAUCAUUAUGCAGAACUUUGCUAAGGCUAUAUGGAGAGUGUUGAAACAAUACAAAGACAAGCUACUGGUGGCUGAACGGGAAGUUGAAAGUGUAGGUGAAAACCUCAGAAAUGAAAUGGGCAGGCGCAUUGAGCUUGAAAAGGAACUUGAGGAUCUGAAGUCCCGAUGUACUUGCUCCAAGGAAAACACAGAGCAAGCCACCUUGAUCAAAGUUGAGGAGGCAGAACGAGUUUUGGAAUCCAGUCCUGUUGAUUCUCCAAAGAGUACUGAACAUGUUUCAGAACAUAUCUGUUCUGUCCCGGAACCCAAACCUUGCGAUUCUCCAAAGAGUACUGAGUCUGUUUCCGAACAAAUCUGUUUUGUCUCGGAACCCACUUGUAAUUCUCCAAAUACUACUGGAUCUAUUUCAGAACAGAUUCAACAAGAUACUGACACACUUGCUCAGACAAAUGCAGCCAAAUGUUCACCCCACCAAGCAUCCAAGUUAGGCUUUGUUUCAUCAAGCAACCUACUCCUUGGCAAGUCCUAUUCGGGUGUAACAAGGAACUCGGGACAAAGGAGUGUUUGAUAUGCUGAACGACUUAUGGUAUGCUUUAUUUGAGCUGUUAGGCAGCAGAAGACCAAAUGCCGGGUACUUCUGUGGAGCUUGGAGACGAAGAGGCCGGAUGUCUUGAUCAUAAGCAGGACCUCGUUAUCACUCAGCCAGCAGGUAUGCCUGGCGAGGAACCCCUGGAAUUGCAUCCACGCCCCACAUGUUUAGAAGAAACUUCAAACCAAUCAACUUCUGUUCCAAUAGAUGCUGAAGUUGAAGACACAGUGGGUUUGAAGAGGAAUAAACCUGGCCACUCCAUGGCGGAACCAUCCAACCCACCACAAUCUCACGUCAAAUCCAGGCUAGCUUCCAGCUUCGAAGAUCCCAAAGAUGAAAUGGGAUUGGACAGACGUGGCAAGCCAACCAAACCAGAAAAACCAAAGAGGAGACUAUUGCCUGCAUCGUCUUCACUAUUGAGGGAUAUGACUGCCUUGGCCAUAGAUGACGAGCUAGAAAAACCAAAAGGGGUCAGAGGCGGGAAGAAAUAUACUGUAGAUGAUGAAACAAAGAGAACUCAGGGUAGUAUUUCUCUCCUGCGUUUGCUACAAAGUAACCUUCGACACUGAAGUAGAUUCACCUGCAUAUUAAUCAUCAUCCCUACGUUUUUUUAACUGCUCCUGACCACUUGUCCAGAAUUACUGUAUCAAGAGCCCCUCAAUUAUUUCUUCUAUGGGAAUAUGAGAUGGGUUAACUAUUUAUUUUUAGGGUAGAACGAGAUGGGUUAACUCUAAGGAUGAGUUAAUAUAUAUAUUCUCAUUGGUUUGAUUGGGAAUUGAGAAGUUACUGUGUUCGAAAUUGUUAGUAUACCUGAGGAGGAGCACGUGUCUGAUUAGCUAGUUGGUAAGAUAAUAGAUUACCAAGGCGAUGAUCAGUAGCUGCCUAACUGGUACAUAUAAUUUUCAUUUUUACGUUUCAUGUGCAUUGCAAAUAUGUGAUGUUGGAUUGAAGAAUGUG